AUGAAACUCCUCUCCUCUCUUCUCGCCGCCGCCUUGGCCCUGGCCCACCUCGUUUCCUCCACCGGUCUCGAGAUCGAAUACCAGACGCCCGACAUCGAAUGCACACGAAAGACCCAGAAGGGCGACAAAAUCGACGUCCACUACCGCGGCACACUGCAGAGCACCGGCAAGGAGUUCGACUCUUCGUACUCAAGAGGGACACCGUUGAACUUCGAGCUGGGUGCGGGGAGGGUUAUCAAGGGAUGGGACGAGGGCCUGCUGGACAUGUGCAUCGGCGAGAAGAGGAAGCUGACGAUUCCGCCUGAGCUGGGCUACGGCGCGAGGAGUGUCGGGCCGAUCCCCGGGAACAGCGUGUUGGUCUUUGAGACCGAGUUGAUAGGGAUCAAAGGCGUCAAGAAGGACGAGUUGUGA
Messenger RNA from Fonsecaea erecta, 411 nucleotides. RefSeq lists its product as hypothetical. Bases 1 to 411 code for a protein of 136 amino acids. NCBI's taxonomy places the organism in Eukaryota, Fungi, Ascomycota, Eurotiomycetes, Chaetothyriales, Herpotrichiellaceae. Gene Ontology annotation, biological process: protein peptidyl-prolyl isomerization. Gene Ontology annotation, molecular function: peptidyl-prolyl cis-trans isomerase activity. The transcript has 2 exons. The record is from RefSeq and is a predicted model, not a curated record.